Messenger RNA from Pogona vitticeps (central bearded dragon), 3180 nucleotides. Lineage: Eukaryota; Metazoa; Chordata; Lepidosauria; Squamata; Agamidae. The record is from RefSeq and is a predicted model, not a curated record.
UUCCCACGUUGUCCGACUCCGGUAGUCUCCAUCCAGACGUGGUCGAGUUACUGUUUGCGAGUACACUGGUCUGGGAGCCGUCAUGGCAGAAUCCGCCAAGCAAACGAAGAACAACCGCGGCGGCAGCCUGCUGAGCCGAGCCCUGCGGUCCACCCAGCCCGCUCCGGCCGUGGAGAUGGGGGUUGUUUGCGGAACCGUGGCCCAAGUCCGCGUGCUGGUGAUCAACACCGGAGGGACCAUUGGGAUGGUGCCUCAGUCUGAGGGUCUAGUUCCAAAGGCUAACACGUUAGCAGGGUAUCUGAAGAAGAUCCCAAUUCUUCAUGAUGCAGCAUAUGCCCAGACUCUCAGGCUAGGAGAUGACACUUUGGUGCUUCCCUCUUCUAACCAAAACAAAAGAAUUAUCUACACCGUCUUGGAACUUACUCCACUCCUUGAUUCUUCAAAUAUGACACCAGCUGAAUGGGACAAGAUUGCUAGGCAACUUGAGAAAAACUAUGAAAAGUAUGAUGGGUUUGUGAUCCUUCAUGGUACAGACACGAUGGCCUAUACAGCCUCGGCAUUGUCCUUCAUGUGCGAGAAUCUGGGUAAAUCUAUUGUUCUAACAGGAUCCCAGGUGCCCAUAUACGAACUGAGGAACGAUGGCCGAUCCAACCUGCUGGGGGCGCUGCUGAUUGCUGGACAAUUCGUAAUCCCUGAGGUGUGCCUGUACUUUUAUAAUAGACUGUACCGGGGAAACAGGGUGACUAAGGUGGAUUCAGAGAGUUUCAAUGCCUUUUCCUCACCUAACCUGCCUCCACUUGCAAAUGCUGAGGUUGAUAUUACAAUUAAUUGGGAGACUGUAUGGAGAGCCAAGACUACCAAGAAAUUUGAGAUCCACACCAACAUGAACAGCAAUGUGGGCCUCCUGAGAAUCUUUCCAGGGAUCACUGCAGAUGCGGUGACAGCAUUCCUUCAGUGCCCAAUGGAGGGGGUUGUACUUGAAACCUAUGGCAGUGGGAAUGCCCCCAAUAAUCGUCCCGAUUUGCUAGAGGCACUGAAAAAAGCAACUGACCGCGGUGUGGUGAUUCUGAAUUGCACCCAGUGCUUGCGAGGAGCUGUGUCUGUGGUUUAUGCCACAGGAAAGACCCUUAUGGACGCAGGUGUAAUUCCAGGGGCAGAUAUGACACCAGAAGCCGCCCUUACCAAGCUGUCCUAUGUUUUGAGCAAACCCGGACUUACCUUAGCUGAGAAGAGAAAGAUGCUGAGUGAGAAUCUGAGAGGAGAGAUGACUGUUCUUCCCAUCAGAACCCCCAUCACCCUCAAAGAUAGCAGGUUUAUUCAAGAGAUUACAAAAUACCUGUUAAUCAGCUGCAAGGAGGAACUCGCAGCUGUUAGAGAUGCCUUGACUCCUCUUUUGGCUUGUGUGGCAGCCAAAAAUGGCGAUUUGGAUGCCCUUGAAGCUUUGCAGAGUAUGGGUGGAAAUCUGAGUGCUGGAGAUUAUGAUGGUCGCACUCCUCUUCACGCUGCAUGCUCCGAGGGCCGUCUGGAGGUAGUGAAACAUCUAUUGGAGUCUGGUGCAACUGUAUAUGCAAAAGACCGAAUGGGAGCAACACCGCUGUUGAACGCUAUCAAGUUCAGGCACCACAGUGUGAUAUCCUUGCUUCGCACCACUGGCGCUCACCUUUCUAGCCAAGAACUUGGGAAUGUUGGAACAGAACUCUGUAGUCUUGCUUUUAAUGGAGAUGUUGAGGGACUAAGAGCGUGGCAUCUGGCUGGUGUGGAUAUGAACCAACCGGCUUAUGAUGGGAGUAAUCCAUCUAAUGUGGCCAGGACUGCAGGACACACAAAAGUUGUGGAAUUUUUCAGUCAGUUGGGACUCUAAUACGACACUUGGUGUUCCUAUCUAGCUGUGGAAAAAGGCAUAUACAGAUGCAAGCAAUAUUGACCAGGCCUGCUUAUUGUUUUUAGAAUUAGAAGAGAGAUUUAUUGUCUUAUGUUUGACAUUUUUAAAGAAAAAACAUCUAGCUCUUACUAAAGAAAAUGUCUUGCCUUUAAUAUGUAAGGACAUAGAACAUCAGACCCUAUUGCCAUAGCGUCCCAUUUGAGUUUAAUGCUGUUUUCAGGAAUAUAUGUGGAAACAUACAACAAACUGCAGUGCUCAAGUUCCAUAUGAAACUGUACUUACAAUGAGUCUACCCAUAGUAUUGUUUGUUGAGAUUAGGAGUGGCUUUCACUAGGCAUAAAUCUGUUCCAUGUCUGCUAGUAGGGAUUAUAUGUACGGAAUGCUAUGGAAAGUGGACCCAUGAUCUCCUCUCAAACACACCAGUGUUCUUUGCCAUUGAGUUAAGCUCUCUUAUUACAGUUGAAUGACAGAUGUUUUAGGCUAGGAGUUUUGUAAUAUGAAUCAAGAACACAGAAACUAAACUAUGCAUUUAAAUGGUGCAAACAGGGAGAGAAUUCUGAUCGAAGUUUGGGAAAAUUACUUUUAGAAUUACAAACUUCAUUACCCAUGCCAGCUGGGGAACUGGACCUGUUUAUUUUGGGGAUUCUGGAAGUUGUAGUCAAAUAGCAGGCUUGCUGAAAAACAGGAGAAAGAUAAUCAGGUUUGCAGAAAUAUAUGGAUACCUUCCCCUCAUUGUUCUUUAAAUACAUGGAUUACCUCUCCAGUUAUAGGGGAAAAGGCAUAACGUCAUGCAAACAACACUGAAAAGUAUUGAAGAAUGUGAUUUUUAUGGGUACUGUUUUGAGAAUUAGCUCAUCAAAAACCUAACAAUGUACAUACAUACAUACAUGUUUGAGAACAUGAAUAUGGAGGAAGGAUCCCCUUAAACAGUACAAUAAGAACAGAGAGGGUGUUUGGUGGACACAGACUGAAAUCCAGUUGCAAGGCAUAAUUAGAUUAGGCCCAUUUCAUCAGUGGGGAUCUGGUGAGCUAAUUUGUCUAUUAGUAGGUCUGCUCUAUUUGGAACUCCAUACCAUUCAGCCACAGAAUAUUCUAUAGGAAUUGCUAAAUAGAAACAGACUUUGAGUAGGGGAAGGCAAAGAGAGUAAAAUGGAGUGUUCUGGAAGAGAGCAUCAUUGGCUAACUAAUUGGCACACUCAACAGGAGCAUCAGUAAAACUUGCAAACAUCUAUCCGAAGGGGCUUGCAUCAACAUAAAUCUGAACAAAACUUGCAAAAGUUUCCCUCUCUCUUUUGGAC